This is a messenger RNA of Puccinia graminis f. sp. tritici CRL 75-36-700-3, 2453 nucleotides long. RefSeq lists its product as uncharacterized. The record is from RefSeq and is a predicted model, not a curated record. Lineage: Eukaryota; Fungi; Basidiomycota; Pucciniomycetes; Pucciniales; Pucciniaceae. Bases 40 to 2427 code for a protein of 795 amino acids. The transcript has a single exon.
CACCAUAGGAAAAUCCAAGAACCAACCACUACGAAUACGAUGAUCGAUCCAUCAUCCAAGCUCAUCUUCCAAGGAUCACUCACCACCAACUACAACCCAGCAACAACCACAGCCACACCAGGAUCAGCCGAACAACUAUCAACACAGAGCAGCACUCGAAGGAAUAAAAACAACAACAACCAUCCAAGCUCACAGUACUCAGUCCUCUACCUCGACGGCCGGCUGGAGUGCUACCCUGGCGACCCAUUCUCAGUCGGCUCACCACACGAAGCAUCAAAACCGAUCCACAUCCUGCACCUCAACCCACUCGACAGGUGGUCUCUCAUCUCCAUCCCAAACAAGAACAACACCAACAACAACUACCCAUUCACACUCUCAAAACAACCUCCAAACAACUCACUCACCCAUCUCGGACUCGAUGUCGAAGCAAUGGGAGCACGAGCAGCUGACUCGGCAAACCUCAAAUCAAAAGACCGCAAAUCUCUCAAACAGAUCCUCGGCUCAUUCAGACCAAAACAGAGACCACUCAACAACACCAACACCAACACCAACAAGCUCAUCGACCUCAUCGACCCCCAUCCCGACCUACCUCCACUCCCCCAAGAUAACAACAACAACAACAACCCACCCCCCCAACUCAAAUCAAGAUCAUCCCAACUCAACAACUCCAAACUCACCUCCCCCUCAUCCACCCUAUCCCCUCACUCAUCAAUCCAUCUCCACCAGCAGCUACCCAACUCACUCACCUUCUCAACUCACUCCGAAAGCUCAAGAAAACAAUGGAUCACCGCCUUCCUCUCAGUCUUCCGUCUCAUGUCCGACCUCGAAUCAUCUUCAUCAUCAGCUUCAUCAUCAGCCAACCUCUCUCCAGACUAUCAUCAUCAACAACAACAACAACAGACUCCCAUCAGAUCAACACACUCUAACCCUUCCUUCAAUCAUCAACUACAGCAGCACCAGCAGCACCAGCAGCAGCAACAACAACAACAGCAACACACUAGUAGAAUCCCACUAGCACCCAUCUCAUCUCAACUACCCCAGUCAAACUCGCAAACCUCUGUCUCCACCUCCCAAAACAUCAACCUCUCUCCAGUCGAUCUCUUCAGUAAUCCCAGUCCCACUCACUCUCAUCCGGAACCUCAACUAGCUCACUCUGCAUCGACCAGCAAGAACCCUCAUCAACAGCAAUCCUCACCCUCAUCCAUCCCCAUCAACAACAAUCAUCUACCCGAAAACUCGCCCCCGAAGAUGGCCGUAGCUGUCCCUGCUUGGAUCAAGGCUGUCCGUAAUGCAGACCAACUCAAACAGGAACAACAAGAUCAUUCAUCCUCAUUUGAUGGCCACUCCCCUCAACAGACUGACUCAAUCACCCAAUCGUUUCUACCACAACGCUUGGUCAGCAAACAAAACUCGACUGAUUACUAUCCUAGUCGGGAGGGAUCAAUCGACCAUUACCAUCAACAACAGCAACACCAGCUAUCAUCAUCUCUCAUGUCACACUCAUUCUCAGCCCCAGCCCCGAUAUGUUCCAAUCAAAGUCUGGAUUCAGGAGCAGCUCGGAUCGGAUAUCCAGGCUCAAAACCGGCCAUGGCAGCCUCCAUCAAAUCCUUUGGAUCCUCGAUGGUCCAGAACUUAAAACGAGCAGGCUCAUUGACCGAAUGGCCAGAAUAUGCCAACUCGGGGCCUUCGAUUCUUCAACGGAUGCGCGAAAGUAGCGAUGGGAUCAACGACAGUCCUCGCCCAUUAUCUCCCGGUGGACCAUCGAGCGAGACAACAAACGACUCGAAACGGACCUGGCUAUUUAACGUCGUCAAGAAGAAGAGCAGUCUUGAGAAUCAUCAUCAUAAACCAUUCAAUCAACCUUCGCCUACAACAGCCUCGACUUCAGCCCCUCGUUCCAACAGUCGAACCGCUGCCCGAUACGGGAUUUAUAUGCUCAAAGGACUCUCCUCUACUUCCUCAAUCUCCUCUUCCUCCCAUCAUUUCCCUCCCUCCUCGCGUGAAACUGACUCCUUGUAUCAUCAUCAUCCGUCGCUCGAUCAAGUUGAACAAGACGACCUUCUUUCUCACCACCAAUCAGCCGACCAAACCACAUUCCCCCAACUCCCUCAACCUCUCACCUCUACUUCGACUACAACCAACUCAAAUACAACCACAAACACCACGAUGACCAAUACUACUUCUAAAUCUUCUACCUCUGUCAAACGUCCUCAAACUGCCCAAACUAAGAAAGCCUUCUCGGAUUGGUUGACGACGACGUCUUCUCAAGCUGCCCUUCGUCUCCGGCAAUCCUCCAGUGACUUUAGCCAAAACCCUACCUCUGCAAACCAUCAUCAGAAGAGUCGCUCGGUGACGUCGACUCGAUGGGCCAGCCUCUUCCCCUCUGGCUCAUCAUUCCAAACUCGACCCUUCCUUACUCAAGCCUAAUCAUCAUCAUCAACAACAACAACAAC